AUGAAAACUCCUAUUAUUUUUAUUGCUCUCAUUGUUAUUGCUGUUAUCUCAUCAUCAUCAGCUAAAACAGAGAUUCCAGCAUGCAUUCAAAAAAUGAUUAAUGGUUUCAAUGCCACACCUCGAUUAAGUCCAUAUAUUCGCAUUGACAAUUAUUUGUAUCGUGGCAAAAUGACCUAUUUGGCUACCAGCAGCUGUUGUGAUCGAUUCAAUCCACUUUAUGAUGGAGAAUGCAAUAGCAUUUGCUCUCCUUCAGGUGGUUUCAUUGGUGUCGGUGACGGUAAAUGCAAGGAUUUUGCUGAAACAGCGAAGCAACUGGGAAAUAUUUGGGUAAUUCCACGUGCUUAA
Rotaria sp. Silwood1 is the source of this 345-nucleotide messenger RNA. The record is from the annotation of a GenBank genome assembly. Lineage: Eukaryota; Metazoa; Rotifera; Eurotatoria; Philodinida; Philodinidae.